GCGGGCUUCCCCCAGGCACCUGGUUGGCCACUGUGAGAACAGGAUGCUGGACUAGAUGGGCCACUGGCCCGAUCCAGCAGGCUCUUCUUAUGUGCUUAUUUGCAGAAGAAAGUGGUGGUGAAGCACUAGAACCAGCAGAACAGCUCUUCAGAGCUAUUCCCCAUUGUGGCAAAAUCUGUGAGAGUCCCAGAGGUGGCCUAGUUUAUGCUUCCUCCUUCUCCUCCUCCUCCCCGACGGGCAGUGCAAUGGCUUCAGAGGCACCGACUGGAUCGUCACUUCCUUGGGACAGAGUCAAAAGAGGUGCUGGGCAGCCACCUCAGUUUGCAAUGUCUGACUUUGCCCGAAGCCUUCGCAUCUGCAGUCAUGCCUUCUGUUGGACAGUACUCCAUCUUGAACAGUCCUCUGCGUCUCCCUUGACCUUUGAGGAGGUGGCUGUGUAUUUCUCCGAGGAGGAGUGGGCUCUGCUGGAUCCUGACCAGAGAGCUCUGCAUAGGGAAGUCAUGGAGGAGAAUUACCAGACGGUGGCCUCUCUAGAAUUGGACCUCAAUUCCUAUUGGGAAGAAGGAGAAGAUGUGAAGAUCCAGGAUCCCAAAGAAGAGGAGACCUCAGCAGCAGAUGAUGGUCAGAAGAAUGAGAAUUAUAUAGAACCACAGAUGAUGUCAUUGGUAGUAGUUGAGUGUGAAGUACAAAGAGAGAUGUUUGGAAAUGAUGGGGAACCAAGAAAGUCUGAAACAAAUGAAUCAAAGAAUAGGAGGAAGAAAUCCUCUACUUGUCAGCUUUUGCAUCGAAGGAACCACACAGGGGGAAAACCAUUUAAAUGCAUGGCAUGUGGGAAGACCUUCAGCCAUAGAGGUAAACUUACUAUACAUCAAAGAACCCACACAGGGGAGAAACCAUUUGAAUGUAUGAAGUGUGGAAAGAGCUUUAGUAUGAGUAGUCACCUUACUGUACAUGAACGAAUCCACACAGGGGAGAAACCAUUUAAGUGCAUGGAAUGUGGGAAGAGCUUCAGCCAGAGAUGUCACCUUACUAUACAUCAAAGAACCCACACAGGGGAGAAACCAUUUAAGUGCAUGGAAUGUGGAAAGAGCUUCAGACAGAGAGGUCCACCUACUGUACAUCAAAGAACCCACCGAGGGGAGAAACCAUUUAAAUGCAUGGAGUGUGGAAAGAGCUACAGUGACAGCAGUUCACUUACUUCACAUCAAAGAACCCACACAGGGGAGAAACCAUUUAAAUGCAUGACGUGUAGAAAUAAAAUUUUAUUAUUAUUAUUAUUAUUAUUAUGACA
This is a messenger RNA of Rhineura floridana, 1291 nucleotides long. Its product is annotated as zinc finger protein 665-like. NCBI's taxonomy places the organism in Eukaryota, Metazoa, Chordata, Lepidosauria, Squamata, Rhineuridae. The coding region runs from base 90 to 1289 and encodes 399 amino acids. The record is from RefSeq and is a predicted model, not a curated record. The transcript has 6 exons. Gene Ontology annotation, molecular function: DNA-binding transcription repressor activity, RNA polymerase II-specific; RNA polymerase II cis-regulatory region sequence-specific DNA binding. Gene Ontology annotation, biological process: negative regulation of transcription by RNA polymerase II.